Messenger RNA from Schistosoma spindalis, 1279 nucleotides. NCBI's taxonomy places the organism in Eukaryota, Metazoa, Platyhelminthes, Trematoda, Strigeidida, Schistosomatidae. The record is from the annotation of a GenBank genome assembly.
UGAAACUGAAGUGUCAUAUAUUGUUAUUUCACAUCAUCAGAUAGCGCGCUUUAUUUACUGUGUGCGUUACAAUGUCAUGAAAGGCGGUUCUAGUUCCACAAAGUUAUGGCUUCUGAAGAACUCAAUAACCUAGUUGGGGCAUAAUCAUUUAUUAGUAACUUAUUGAUUUUUUUACAGAGAAAACCAUCUGCAAGACGUUCGAAGCCCGAUAUGGCAGCUCUAGUAGAUCAGCAGAGGCUUUUCGAAAAUCCAUGGAGUCGAAAGCCUUUAUUCCAACUAGAAUCACUUGUACCAGUUGUAUCUUUGCAUGAUGUACGAUCUCACCCAAAUAGUAUUGAGCAGGUUGAUAUGACUUCAACGUCCCUUGCUGAAAAACGUUUCCUCAAACAUCCAUCUGCUUCAUUCUCUUCAUCUGAUGAUUCAGAUAUUAUUGAAAACAAUAAUAUAAAUUCAAUUGAUGAAGAUGAUGAUCUACCUUUAUCUACAUUCCUUCCUUUGAAAUCAGAUACUUUGACCAAUAAUACAACUAUUAUUACUAAUCAUCAUUAUCAUAGUAAUAAUAAUAAUACUAACAAUAGUAUUCAUGAUGAAAAAAAUUUCAUACCAUCUUGUCCAUGUACAAAACCUGCAGUUCUAGAUGAUCCACGUUUAGAUGGAUUAUUUUGUUCACCUGAAUGUCUUAUACGUGCAUGUCAUGAAGCGUUUGAUGUAUGGUUAAGAAAUCAUCAUUGUAUUAAUAAUAAUUCUAUAAUUUAAUCAAUAGAAAAGAAUGCACAAGAUAAUUAUGCUCUCAUAGUAUUUGUUAUAAAUCUCAUUUAAAUGUGUACAUAUUUAUAAAUAUUGUUCGGAAUAUAUAUAUAUAUAUAUAGGAUGUUUGUAUGAUUUGAAAUGUGUACAGAUAUUUAUGUAGAAAGAACCGUAUUUUAAUGUUGUUCCUCUUUUUAUUAUUAUUAUUAUUAAUUAAUUAACAGCAUUUAUAUGAAUUGUGAAUAGAGAAUCGAUUUUGUGCACACACGAAAUAGUAGGGAGUAGAAGCAAAUCUAUCUAUGUAAUUAAACAGCAUAAUAUCCGAGUGAAAAUAUCCAGUUGAAAAUCACACUGUAUGUUUUUUUUUAAAAAAAAAAGAAAAGAGAUAUCAGUAAUUAACUUGUUUGAGCUGUUUAGUUCAAAGAAUAAAUAAAUAAGUCAAUUAAAGUACCGAAUUACUCAAUUAGUGUGUGAAAAUAUUAUACUUGUCAUUGUACUGAUUAUAAGUUCUUCUUUUAAUUGACUUAACAAG